AUGGAGCAGGGAAGCCCUUGUGCCUUGGACACCGUGAUGGGGAACCUCAUCGAUGGCUUGGGUGGUACCAGCCUCUCACCCAGCGAGCUCAGCGCCAUGAACAUCACCACAGCAGACUUGGAGGCCAUGGCGAAGGAGGCCAUGAUGACUCGAGUGGGCGAGAUUGCUCUGCAGUUCAUUGCGAUUGGCGGAGGUGUCCUGGUGGCAGCGGCCAUGCAGGGCUUUGGCUUCUCCUGGUUCACUGCACACCAGGUGGCCAAGAUGCGACCCCUGUACUUGGAUGCCAUGCUGCAUCGAGAUGUUGGCUGGUUUGACACUCAUUCGGUGGGAGCCCUCCCAGGUGAGAUGGCCUCAGACUUGGAGCAAUUCCAAGAAGGCUUCGGAGCUCAUUUGGGCGUGGCUCUGAUGUCCUUCUCUGGCUUGUUCACCGGCUUGGCCGUGGGCUUCAGUCUGUCCUGGCAGAUCUCCUUGUUGAUGUUGGCCACCUUGCCGUUGAUGGCACUCGGCGCCUUGAUCAUGGCCACCUCCGUGCGCGAUGCCAUGAAAGAAGUGCAAGGGCCCUAUGAAAAGGCUGCAGCCUUGGCGGAUGAAGUGCUCUAUGCCAUCCGCACGGUGCUGCGCUACGUCGACAGGGGCGGGAGCUGGCCCGCUAUCGCACCGCGACGGACCUCGCCAAGCGAGGAGGUCUGA
This is a messenger RNA of Durusdinium trenchii, 690 nucleotides long. Lineage: Eukaryota; Dinophyceae; Suessiales; Symbiodiniaceae. The record is from the annotation of a GenBank genome assembly.